GAUCUAUCUGUUUCCAAUCAUCAACUUCCCCUUAUACUCCCCUCCAUCCCUUUACUUACAUGUGCUCUCAAAAUUUGCAGACUCCAUUAAUGGCUUCUUCUCCUGUAACAUCAAAACAACUUAAAGAGCAUCUUAAAGACAAACAAGAGCCUUUCACUUUAAGCAUAUACCUUUCUGAGAGAGGGUAUUUGGUUAAAUGCUCGAGCUCUAACAGUCGAAAUGGUUGCUGCAGCAGUCAAAUGAAUUUGUUUAAGAACCUGUGGAAUAAGAAGAUGGUUCUGGUUCCAACAAGGGUGGUUAAGUCUAAGCUGCAUAAACUUGUUUCUGGUAAUAAUGGUAGCUUAGAACUUUCUUGUUGCAAUAAUGGCAAUGAAGAUGGGUUUCAGAGUACAGAUUCUUCAUCAAGAACUUGUAAUGUGGAACCAGAAAAGUGGGAAAGGAAAUGCAUUGAAGAUAAGCAACUUGACCUUAUGUCAAUGUUAAAUAAAUUGUCAUCCGAUAAAGUGCAUCACAUCAUAACAAGACAAGAAAGGCCAACGUGUAAGAACUCCAUUGAUCUGACCGAAAAUGUCAAAGCCAAUAACUUUGUGUUGGCAAAUUUUCCAUGGAAGUUGCUUGGAAGAUCACUAAUGGAGAGAUACACACUCAUUGGCUUCAAAGAAGCAAAGGGUUCGAUGAUAACCGGACCUUGCACCCUUCAAUGGCGAAGCAACCAGCAGUUUGGGCAUCAAAGGGAGCCUCUAAUGAACCUAUCGGCAAUAAAAUCCAUGAAAAAUAAUGAUGAAACCAGUGUCAGAACCAAACACAGCUAUGUUCAUUGGUUCAUUGGGCUGAAAAAUCUGGGGAACCUAAUGCACGCAUGCAGGAAAAGUAUAGGUUUUUUUUACACAUUUGAAGAAUGGGAUUAUUGUAAAUUGCAGAGGAAAAUUGGGUUUGACAUAGGAGAUACAAUCAUGGAUGAGAUUAUUGAGGAAGCAAUUGAUUUACUCUUACAGUGAAAAAUAGGUCAAAUUCUAUAGAAGAGUCCGUAUAUUAUGUGUUUUUAGCGGAUUAGUCCCUCUACUGUAAAGUUUAAUUUCCUUGUAUAUACCUGAAUACAAGUCAAAUCAUCAAUAGCUAUAUAUA
This is a messenger RNA of Gossypium arboreum, 1125 nucleotides long. RefSeq lists its product as uncharacterized. NCBI's taxonomy places the organism in Eukaryota, Viridiplantae, Streptophyta, Magnoliopsida, Malvales, Malvaceae. Bases 60 to 998 code for a protein of 312 amino acids. The record is from RefSeq and is a predicted model, not a curated record. The transcript is spliced from 3 exons.